AUGGGGAAGGAGAAGACGGUGGCACUGGAGCGUGCGAAGAAAGCGACGGCGAAGGCGAAGGGGAAGAAAUCCAGCCGGGGCGGAUCUUCCUCGAGGUCUGGCCUGCCGCCGGGCGGGAUCCAGGGCGACUGGAUUCGCUCGGCGAUCCGUCAGGACGACAUCGACGACUUGGCUCUGACUGAGAUGUACUGGAUGCCCAAUGGGGAGCAGGAGCAGGACCCAGAGGGAGAGGCGAGCGGAGGCCAAAGCGGCGAGUGGCAUUCUGACGGUGAAGGGGAUGAGGAGAGCGACGAUCCGAGUGAUGAAGAGGAGGUCGACUCACCUCCCCGCAGGGAAAGGCGAUCCAAGCUCACUCACGAUCCCGCAAGCGCCCGCGACAAGAAAUCUUGUGAUCUUGGAGCUCGUUUUGCUGACCUGGAGAAGCAGCAGAUUCAACUCAACCUCGAUCUAGAGCUGGCCAAGACAGAUCUGCAGAAAGCCAAGGAAGACGCCGCUGAGAAACUGGACCAAGCUCUGGCGAGAAAAGAUCAAGAUCUGGCGGCCGCGCAGAAAAAAGCUGAUGAGAAAACCGCUCUAGCUGAACAGAAGUUGGCUUCAGUCGGCAAAUUGGAGGAAGAAAACGCCAAGCUAAAAGCUGCUCUGGACGAAGCCAAUAAGGAAGUAACUCGCCUGAAGAAGGACAAGGACAAUCUGAACGAGAAGAUGGAAAGCAUUGCUCGUAGGAGGAACGAUCUGGAGAGUUAUCUAGGAAGCCUUGCUAAGAAGUUGUUCGUCAUGCUUGAAGGAAUGGAAGAAGUCCUCUGCCCGGUGCGGCGUUGA
Molecule: messenger RNA, 819 nt
Organism: Aegilops tauschii subsp. strangulata
Lineage: Eukaryota; Viridiplantae; Streptophyta; Magnoliopsida; Poales; Poaceae
Source: RefSeq, a predicted model, not a curated record